UAAAGGGAGGGAGUAAUAACUUCCUGAUCCAAAUCCACUCUCACUUUUCUCUUCUUUUUGUUUUUCUUUCAUUUCAUCAUCAACAGAUAUCACUUUUUGCUACUGUACUUUCUUGGAGUGUCAUCUUUUGCUUUUUGUGGGGUCUCAAAUAGUAGAAGCAGUUGGUGGAUGUUUCAUUGGGAUGGCUAUUUUGUUCCACUGCUACUGAUUGCUUUUUGUGGGGUCUCAAAUAGGAUUUUUGGAGCAUUCUCAAUUUGAUUACAAUUUCACCUGAAGUUGAAAAGUUGUUGUCCAGUGGUUUGAAGAUGUAUUCGGUGGAGAGCAAAGGAGGGGCUAUAGUUUGCAUGUUGGUGUCAUUGUUCUUCUUAGGGACAUGGCCAGCCUUACUAACUUUACUUGAAAGAAGAGGGAGAUUUCCUCAGCACACUUACCUUGAUUAUACUUUAACUAAUCUUUUGGCUGCUUUCAUAAUUGCAUUUACUUUUGGCGAAAUUGGGACUAGCUCAACGGGAAAACCAAACUUCCUCCGCCAACUCUCUCAGGAUAAUUGGCCAAGCGUCUUAUUUGCAAUGGCUGGAGGGGUGGUCCUCAGCAUUGGAAACCUUACAACUCAAUAUGCUUGGGCCUUUGUUGGUUUAUCAGUUACCGAAGUUGUCUCCUCAAGCAUUACUGUCGUUAUAGGAACAACUUUGAAUUACUACCUUGAUGACAAAAUUAACAAAGCGGAAAUUCUUUUUCCGGGGGUUGGAUGCUUCUUGAUUGCGGUUUGUUUAGGCUCUGCUGUUCAUGCAUCCAAUUCGGCUGAUAACAAAGCAAAGCUUGAUGGUUAUUCAAAUGACUCUAAAGACGGCAUUAGGACUAAUAAUAUUACCAACUCUAAACAAGCAUAUACAAAGAGAGUUGGCGUAAAUGAUGAGAAGGGAGUUGCUUCUAUAGAGAAGGCAAAAUUUGGGACUGCACUUUUCCUUAUAGAUCUUGAGAAGAGAAGAGCCAUCAAGAUAUUUGGGAAGAGCGCUGUCAUUGGUUUGGCUUUAACAUUCUUUGCUGGAGUUUGCUUCUCUCUCUUCUCUCCAGCAUUCAACCUUGCCACAAAUGAUCAGUGGCAUACUCUUAAAGAUGGAGUUCCGCACUUGAGUGUCUACACAGCAUUUUUCUACUUCUCAGUUUCUUGCUUCGUCGUUGCCUUGAUCCUGAACCUCAUCUUCUUAUACCGCCCUGUUCUAAAUGCGCCCAAGUCGUCUCUGAAGGCUUAUCUUAAUGACUGGAACGGUAGAGGUUGGGCACUUUUGGCAGGACUUCUGUGUGGUUUUGGAAAUGGGCUCCAAUUCAUGGGAGGUCAAGCAGCUGGAUAUGCAGCUGCAGAUGCUGUUCAGGCGCUGCCUCUUGUGAGCACAUUUUGGGGGAUAAUUUUAUUUGGAGAGUACCGAAGAUCGUCCAGGAAAACAUAUACACUCCUAGUUGGCAUGUUGUUUAUGUUUGUAGCAGCGGUCGGAAUACUUAUGGCAUCGUCAGGGCAUCGCAAAUAGUGCAUAGAAGAAAUCAUAAUGCUGUUUUACACAUCUUCAUAAUUAGAUUAUGGUGUAGUAUUUGUUACUUUGCUGUUUCUUGUUGAAUAGAAGCACAAUUUAAUUAAAAUCUGCUGGAGAAUUCUUACUAUAUAUAGAGGUGGUAUAUGGCACCCAUUUUAGCAAGCAUUUAGAGACAUAUUGUAUGGAUGAGGAAUCAGAUCUUUCAACUUGUAGUUUAUAUAUAUGCAAUUCUUGAAUUAUUAUGCAAUAUUAAUGAAAUUUUAUUA
Capsicum annuum is the source of this 1795-nucleotide messenger RNA. Its product is annotated as ureide permease 1. Gene Ontology annotation, biological process: nitrogen compound transport. Gene Ontology annotation, cellular component: membrane. Gene Ontology annotation, molecular function: uracil:monoatomic cation symporter activity; allantoin:proton symporter activity. NCBI's taxonomy places the organism in Eukaryota, Viridiplantae, Streptophyta, Magnoliopsida, Solanales, Solanaceae. The record is from RefSeq and is a predicted model, not a curated record. The coding region runs from base 306 to 1526 and encodes 406 amino acids. The transcript has 9 exons.